Carica papaya (papaya) is the source of this 859-nucleotide messenger RNA. Lineage: Eukaryota; Viridiplantae; Streptophyta; Magnoliopsida; Brassicales; Caricaceae. The record is from RefSeq and is a predicted model, not a curated record.
UUGCAUUUUCUGAUUGAACCGAAGAAGCAACUCGAAUAUUCGAAUUUAGGGUUCUUCAAAUUUUCAAAUUCUGCAUCCUCGACCCCUCAUAAUUAGAAAAAUAAAAUAAAAAGCUCAGCUCUGGAAAAAUCAGUGCGGUUUUCCUGCAAACGUCCAGGUGAUUUUGGAGGUUUCUUUUGUAUACCUGCCGGUUAUAUCUGCACUGUGUAUGUUUGAACGGUCAUUAUGAAGUUCCUUGAAUACACCCAUCUGGAUCGAAUAAAUGAUUUUUUGAAUCAUUUAAAUCUCGGAGAACGCACCAUCAAAGGAUGCCUUGAAGCUUACUCUUGUAAACAUACAGGAACAGACAAAAGGUUGUCUCUAAGUUUGGAAAAUGAGAUCCUUGAUUAUCUUGGGAAAUCUUUGGACACUGACUCCUCUUCUCCAGCUGAAUUUCUGUUAAGCAGAUCAAGCCGGAAGACAUUGAUCUACCUAGUUCUUGCCCUUUAUCACAUGUAUCCGGAUUAUGAUUUCAGUGCAGUCAGAGCACACCAGUUCUUCACAGAGGAAAGCUGGGACACUUUUAAGCAGAUUUUUGACACCUACAUGUUUGAAGCAUCAAAGGAAUGGACUGAGGUAAAUGAGGAUAGUUCACUGCUUGAAUCACUGUACAGGGCUUUAGAUGAGGUCGUAAAACUAUCAGAAUGUGAGAUUUACAGUUAUAAUCCUGACUGUGAUGCUGACCCGUUUCUAGAGAAAGGAGCAAUAUGGUCAUUUGUUUUCUUCUUCUACAACAGAAAGCAGAAGCGUGUAGUGAGUUUUCACUUCUGCUGCUUGAGGUGGGGAUAGAUAUUCUUAUUUUCUUUAUGUUUCAGCAAGC